GUCAACUGCGGCGCUCUUGAUACAUAUCUACAGAAGAAUGAACAGUCCAUGGAUAAAAAGAAUGAGAUGUGUCUACAGGCGGCUUGGGGACUUGAGUAUCUUCACGCGAAGAAUGUUCUCCACAGGGAUAUUGCUGCUCGCAAUUGCUUGUACGGAGACAAUAAGGUAAAAAUCUCCGAUUUUGGUUUGACACGUGAAGGGACGGUUUACCAAAUGGAUCCACAUAAACGAGUUCCUAUACGAUGGCUCGCACCCGAAACUUUAAAAAUGGCUAUCUAUACGCAAAAAACAGACGUAUUCAGCUAUGGGAUUAUGUGUUGGGAAAUCUACAACAAUGGUAUCGAACCUUACCCUGGUAUGACAGUCGCAGAAGUUAACCAGAAUGUUAAAGAGGGCUAUCGAAUGGAACUUCCCUCAAAUGUUCUUCCCGAAAUUCAAACCUACAUUAAGAUACGUUGUUGGUCGGAGAACCCGAACGAUCGUUACACAAUGGCUGAGCUUUGUAAACACUUGCAAAGGACCUUACAAAUUCCAAGGCCGAAGUUUGUGGAAAACCCACACAUUCGCAUGUGA
Molecule: messenger RNA, 573 nt
Organism: Strongylus vulgaris
Lineage: Eukaryota; Metazoa; Nematoda; Chromadorea; Rhabditida; Strongylidae
Source: the annotation of a GenBank genome assembly